AUGGCCUCCCAGAAGCUAAUCACACGCCCGGAUGCAUCUUUAGGAAACGCACCUGGGCUACGUCCCCUCUUCGAAGAUAUCGCAAAGUACACCUCCGACCUCCAAGACGCCAGUCAAUCGACGGCGUCAGCGCAGCCUACGCCGGUGCGCUCACAGACUGUUGUCGCCGAGGGUCCCGCACCCAAGAAACGGAAGAUUGCCAAUGGAAAUGAUUCCGCGCGCUCUUCGCCCGCGAUGGCUGGGGUGAGCGAGGAUGCCGAUUUGCAGAUUUACGUGCAAGAUAUGUCAUUUGCUGUGCCCCAACGGAAGAAGUUGCAGUUGGAGAUCACACGUUCGCCGGGGAACGUUGAGUAUCUUAGGGCGAGAAACCAGGCUCUGAAUAUGAUAGAAUUCGGAGUCCCUUUUUCAAAGAUUCAGCAUGUUCUAUGUCUUCCAGUGCCGGAAAAGUCUCAGAGGCAGUUUAACUUUUGCGUAAUACCCCAAGGAAAUGAUGGAAUAUCAGCACCUAAAGCUGGAGAACCCGUUUACGAAACGAUUGUUUGGACGGUCCCUGACGGGCCACCGCGGACGGCGUUCCUAGGCUCGGGCACCCCUGCUAUGGAAGGCGCCAGUUUGGCGGAGACGUAUUCAAGUUAUCUCCAGAGUGCUUUGAAUGAGAAGUUGAAGCAUACAAAGGUCAUUUGUCCCAGUGAAAAGUUGUUUGCGAGUGCUAUUCCAGAGCCUCAUCGUAAGGGAGAAAAGGCAUUUCACGUCAAAGCAUUCCGUGGCAGCAAGGAAGGCUAUCUAUUCUUCCUCUCUACCGGCAUAUUCUUUGGCUUUAAGAAACCUCUCAUAUUUUUCGCUUUCGACAACAUUGAAUCAGUUUCGUAUACUUCUGUCCUUCAAAGGACUUUCAAUCUUAACAUUUUAACCCGUUCGUCUACAAAUCCCGACCAUACCCAGGAGUUCGAACUUUCCAUGAUUGAUCAGGCCGAUUAUCCGGGGAUUGAUUCGUAUAUCAAAAAUCAUAGUCUUCAGGAUGCUAGCAUGGCAGAAGCUCGACGCGCCAAAAACCUCAAUAUCAACGGCGAGAAAGGCGAAACCCAGGAAGGUCAUGGUGGAGAAGAAGAAUCCGAAUUGCAAAAAGCGCAGCGUGAGCUUGAAGACCAGGAAGAUGAGGAGGAAGAGGACUAUGACCCUGGAAGCGACGGAGAUAGUGACGGGAGCGGCUCUAGUAGUGAUGAAGAAGAUGACAAUUAUGGUAAUGAGGAUCAAGGCGGUGGCAGGAAUCUGGUCCAAGAAGAGCUUGGAAGCGAAGCAGAGGAUGUGCAAGCUUGA
Uncinocarpus reesii 1704 is the source of this 1317-nucleotide messenger RNA. RefSeq lists its product as uncharacterized. The record is from RefSeq and is a predicted model, not a curated record. NCBI's taxonomy places the organism in Eukaryota, Fungi, Ascomycota, Eurotiomycetes, Onygenales, Onygenaceae. The transcript has 3 exons. The coding region runs from base 1 to 1317 and encodes 438 amino acids. Gene Ontology annotation, molecular function: nucleosome binding; histone binding.